AUGUAUUCCAAGACCAUUCCAAGAAUUAGCACUAACACCUCUCUACUCAACUACAGUAAAAAGAACUCUGAUCCAAUCAUGCUAGAGGCUAUAUUUCAAGAAUUAGAAGCGGAAUUCGCAAACCACGUGCACAUAUACACAGACGGGUCCAAGACACGAAUCGGAUCCGGAUAUGCAAUUGUCAGGAACCAGUCAACCGAAAAAGUUAAAUUUCACCACAAAACACCUAUCUUUUUAUGCGAACUUCAAGCAAUUACACACGCCAUCAAAUCAACUUUAACCGACCAAAAUACAAAUUUUGCAAUUUUCUGUGACUCCACAAGCGCCAUCUCAGCAAUACAGAAACUAUGGACAAGCGACUUUGUCAUCCAAGAAUGUCAAGAAGCUUACACCAGAUCAAGCCAAAAGAACAAUUCAAUAACAAUAAUGUGGAUCCUCUCCCACAUUGAUAUAACUGGCAAUGAUAAAGCGGAUCGCGCAGCUAAAGAAGCAGCUAACUCGACUACCCCCAACCACCACGACAACAGCACACAUGCGGAAACAUUACUCUCCACUCUUAAAGAAAAAAUUAAAGAUUGUUGGAAUAAAGAGUGGAAUUCAUUAACAAAAUCCCGUACAAAAUCAAUAAAAACGACUUUUAUGGAAAAUCUAUUACCUAGAAAUUACCUAGACCAGACCAAGUGA
Messenger RNA from Megachile rotundata (alfalfa leafcutting bee), 684 nucleotides. RefSeq lists its product as uncharacterized. NCBI's taxonomy places the organism in Eukaryota, Metazoa, Arthropoda, Insecta, Hymenoptera, Megachilidae. The record is from RefSeq and is a predicted model, not a curated record.